AUGGCACAUCCCCUGCAAUUAGGUUUUCAAGAUGCAGCUUCCCCUGUCAUAGAGGAACUCCUACACUUUCACGACCACGCCCUUAUAGUUGUAUUCUUGAUCAGCACUCUAGUCCUUUAUAUUAUUCUAGCCAUAAUUUCAACUAAGCUUACUAACAAAUUCAUUUUAGACUCCCAAGAGAUCGAAAUUAUUUGAACAGUACUCCCAGCAGUAAUCUUAAUUCUUAUUGCCCUUCCCUCACUUCGAAUUCUCUACCUUAUGGACGAAAUUAAUGAUCCCCACCUGACAAUUAAAGCUGUCGGUCACCAAUGGUACUGAAGUUACGAAUACACCGACUACGAGGACCUCGGGUUCGACUCAUAUAUAAUUCCCACACAAGACCUGGCCCCUGGACAAUUCCGCCUAUUAGAAGCCGACCAUCGAAUAGUAGUGCCGGUGGAAUCGCCCUUACGGGUGCUAGUAACUGCUGAGGAUGUCUUACACUCAUGAGCCGUCCCGGCGCUGGGUGUCAAAAUAGACGCAGUCCCAGGCCGACUAAAUCAAACGGCCUUUAUUACAUCUCGACCAGGAAUUUUUUAUGGGCAAUGCUCUGAAAUCUGUGGCGCCAAUCAUAGCUUCAUACCUAUUGUUGUUGAAGCGGUGCCACUAGAACACUUUGAAACUUGGUCAUCCCUAAUACUUGAGGAUGCUU
Messenger RNA from Dicentrarchus labrax (European seabass), 691 nucleotides. The record is from the annotation of a RefSeq genome assembly. NCBI's taxonomy places the organism in Eukaryota, Metazoa, Chordata, Actinopteri, Moronidae.